Molecule: messenger RNA, 3810 nt
Organism: Lingula anatina
Lineage: Eukaryota; Metazoa; Brachiopoda; Lingulata; Lingulida; Lingulidae
Product: kyphoscoliosis peptidase
Cellular component (GO): cytoplasm
Source: RefSeq, a predicted model, not a curated record
AUCCGUACGCCUACAUUAUACAUGUAGUGUUCCUUACAAUGGACCCAAUGGAGCGCAAAUAUUGAGAAUACCGCACUCUCAUGCGACGGCGUCAUAUCGCCAGAAUAGGGUCGACCGUGUCAUCUUUGUUAUAUGUAUAUUUAACGUACUCAUCGGUGUAGCCUUGAAUCAUGUGCACCCUCAUGCUAAUAUCAAUAUCAACAGGCAGCGCGAUUAGAUAGUUUUGUAACUCGCGUUGAGGAUUAUCUACGUUUACUUCACGACACAGAAAUAUUGCAUACGUGACUCCGCUGGUGACUGUCAACUGGCGAUUCGCGUCAGCUUCUCUUAAUUCUACGUUAAGGAAUCGUUUUUAGCACAUUUUCACCUCCAGGCUUGAAACAUGGGGUGUAUCCAAUCUAAAGAAAGAGAAACAACCGGGAAAAGCGACCCGAAGAAAUUAACAAGUGACGUCACACAUGACGUCAGCUCGAGUCGUGUGUGUUCAACUCUCCCGCCAAACUCUCAGCCACCACGUGAAAAAGUGAAACAAGCUGCCACUACAACAACCACUGUGCAACACCCUACGCUAGAACGCAUGUCUAACACGGAGGAUUUUACUUCGGCUCUGAACAUGUUUAAAGAAAUGGAAGCUCGAGCUUUCAGGCAACUGAGCAGGAAGGGCCGCAGUAGACGUAGCGGCACGCGUCCUUUCCGAGGAGUAAGACGGCUGGUUAGAACUACAGAGGUAGAAGAGGAAGAUGAAGGGGAGAAGGAUGGUGAGGACGACGAUGACGAUGAAGAAGAGGAUGAUCUGGCACCUCAGGCAGUUAAAGGAGCAAGGACCGCUGAUGUUAAUCAACUUGUUAUAGAGCUGACAGGAGAAAAAAGUCAGCCACCCACUACAAAGGAGGAAAAAUACGUGACACGUGUCAACGUCCAAUUGAACAACAACAAGACAGGUACGCCGGAAGUAGCACCAGACACGCGUGUAGCGCCUCCUCCGGCCCCGCCUAAACUUCGCAGGAAAGAUCUUAUCAAUGAUCAGAAUACCCUGAAGAAUAUUGAUGAUCAUGCUGCAGUUGCCCCAGUAUCUGCCUGUACUUCCCUUCCCGCUCUAGUCCAGUACCUUUCGCGUCCGUGUUCUAACGAUUUACAGCGAGCGAGGGCGUUCUACCGUUGGAUCACAGGAAAUAUCAGCUACGCCGUCUCCAGCUACCGCUCUGGCAGCUACAAGUACAAAGACAACUCAGCGGAGGCAGUUUUCCGUAGACGUCGCUGCGUGUGCGCUGGGUAUGCUAGAAUAUUCAAGGAAAUGUGCAGACUGGCCGGUAUUCCCUGCGAGGUGGUGUGUGGACACGCUAAAGGAGUUGAUAACACCCCUGGUAACGUGUUGACCGGAAAGGACGCCAACCACGACUGGAACUGCGUGUACAUAGACAACUCCUGGUGGCCGGUAGAUUGCACGUGGGGAGCUGGCUUCAUCACAGAGGACUUCGGCUUUAAGUUUCGUUUCAACGACUUCUAUUUCCUUACGGACCCCGACAUCUUCGUGUUCACUCAUUUUCCUUACAACCCCAAGAAGCCAAACUUUGACGACUGGCAGCUGAUAGCCAAACCCUGGUCAUUGACUAAAUUUGAAAAGGCGCCGCUAUUAGAACCAGCGUUCUUCUCCUUGGGCCUUGAUCCGGCGUCUCUCAGUCACUUUUUAAAUGUCAUCGAGUUUCGAGACUCGGUUGAGUUGUCUUUCCGGGGAUCGACAGCCAUUAGUACAGUGCAGGAGCUGUUUGACAGCAAGUCGGGACAGAGCUACGCUGACUUCAGCUUUAAAUACGAAAACCAGCGAGACUUCAAGUCUGUGUCUUGCACCUUUAAACCUCCGUCAACGGGAGAUUACACUCUGAAAUUAUUCGCCAAAGACUUGCACAAAGACAGCGAGGACGCCGAGUACAAGUGGCUUGGGGAGUUUCUGCUACGAUGCACCAAGGCGUCUCAACCGGCGCCGUCUUCUUACCCGAGUGCUCUGCGCUGGGGUUUCGGCCCAAAGGCGGUGGCUAUGGGAUUGCGCUUCAGUCAUGGGAAGCCGUCGGCUGUCGUCAAAGAUGGCGUCGCCAAGCUACACUUUGAAAUUGAUAAAUCCAAGCAGUCCAUUUCUACCAUAUGCAAAGUUACAACAUCCGAAGACAAAGUACUGGAGAAUGCUUCGUUUAAAGAAUACACAGAUACUGGUUUCACGUAUUUAGUAGCUGUUCCCAAGAAAGGCAACUACAAGUUCACCCUGUACGCUAAGCAUGCUUCCUCGGACUCUAACAGCUUUGCUUUCGUGGGCGAUUUUCUCAUUGAGUGCAAUACACUCAUUAAGGCUCCGGUCUCCUUUCCCAAGGCCAGCCCAAAUUUUGGAGAAGGAUGCAAGCUGUUCGAACCUAUACACGGAUUUCUUCAGUCUAACAGACAGGUGAAGUUCAGACUCCGCAUCCCAGGAGCAGCGAAGGUGGCCGUGAUUUUGGGGGAAAGCGAGUGGACGCACCUGACUCAGCACGGUAACGACACUUGGGAGGGGUUGGUGUCUCUCUCGGGGAACGCUAAGUCUGCCGGGGUUUACCUAUCUAAGGGCGGAAACAAUUUUACAGAGGUGUUGUCGUAUAAAGUCGGGUGACUCAGAGUUAUUUGAUUAUUUGAAUGCGGUCGCAGUAGUAGCUAGCAUGCACUUCCCAUGUAAAUCACUAUUGUACAAGAGGAGCGUCUGUGCAUUUGUUAGACGACCAGCUUAAGCAUGCAGCUUUCGGUGGGUUGCAGGCCAAAAUAUAUAGAUAUCGCUCUUAGGUUACUGCAAUGGGCUCAAUCUCUUCAUAUUAUGGUGUAAAUUGUGAAAGCACUCCAGAAUAGAGUCAAGAUGUUAAAUGGGCGCGAUUUUACCAAUUUUAUCAUUUUGCACAUUUGGCGAGGCCAUUAUCAGCAUACUGUAAAUCGGCUAGUUAUGGAACUGACGGUGAAAACCUGGAAAUUGGACUUUUAAAAGUCACGUCAUCCAUAUUGGCCAUUGUUUUGCUCGCUCUUCUCGACUCUCUCCCACGUCGACCCUGCUCGCUCUCCCCGGCUGAUUUUAUACCAUGGUUGAAUAAGAAUUGUGCAUUUACUUCAAACGCAGAUAGUUUUAAUGUGACAUAUAAAUGUCAUAUAGAUAUUAAACGUCCAGUUUGGUAAAGGAGGAGGAGGAGAAGUGAGUAAAGAAGAAACUAUAGAUUGUGUUUGCUGUGCUUGGUUGGGACGGCUAGAUUUCAAUUUAUGUAUUGUGUUCAGAACGUUGAUCAACUAGAGCUUCUUUUUAUGAAAUAAUUUUAUAUGCCUUGUUUAAUCUAAGUCUAUAUAAUGCAAUGCCUGCAAUGAGGUAAGGUGCUCGUUAGCUUUUGGCAUUUUUAUGUUUCUUUAUCACCCACUGGGAAAUACAGGGAGGGAUAUGAUUGCUAAUAGGAAAUUAUGUCUGAAUAUUAUGAACAGUAUAAUGAGUGUGGUGCAAAUCGGUAAUAAUGGAACGGAUGUUAUUCAUUAUAAACAUCAUCGGGUCUUUUUAAGUGAUAAGCUCUAUGAGCGAUCGAAUUUUGAAACGGAUAUAUUUUGUGCUCAAUAGGUGUACGAGAUGUUGUAACACCGACUUCACAUGAAAUGUUAUGAAUUCUGUUAUGUUUCAUAAACAGUUUCAAAUAAGAUUUUUUGCGUAUUUUUUAAUAUAUGUCAGACCGUAUAAAAGUUGGGUCAAUAAGUAAGUACUGAUUAGCUAUUUCCUGACCAUGCUAUUACUAUAACUGUUAAAUAAUUUACUCAAACGAUAUA